Hevea brasiliensis (rubber tree) is the source of this 549-nucleotide messenger RNA. RefSeq lists its product as uncharacterized. The coding region runs from base 1 to 549 and encodes 182 amino acids. Gene Ontology annotation, molecular function: nucleic acid binding; RNA-DNA hybrid ribonuclease activity. The transcript has a single exon. The record is from RefSeq and is a predicted model, not a curated record. Lineage: Eukaryota; Viridiplantae; Streptophyta; Magnoliopsida; Malpighiales; Euphorbiaceae.
AUGAUUAAUGGAGCAUCAAUGAUGGACUAUCGGACUCAAUUAACGGGGCCUCUCUUUGAUCAGGGGAAUCACAAAGCAUUUGUUCCGAUGUUGGUUUUCUUAUUGUGGCAAAUAUGGAAAUCUAGGAACUCUCUCACCUUCAGAAAUGAAUCAACAAACUUUCAAGGAGUGAUCUCUGUAGCUCUACACAGUAUGGAAGAUUUCUCUAAUGCUCAUUCUCUCCCAAAUCCCUCGGAUCAUCUCAUUACAGAAUCUCCACAACAAUGGAACCCCACCCCACACAACCCCGCUCCUCCUGAUAUGAUAAAGAUUAACUUUGAUGGAGCAACUACUGAACACCUUAAAAUUGGAGCAUAUGCAGCAGUAGCAAAAGAUCAUACAGGCACCAUUUGUGGCUGGUCUUGCAACCGUCUCCCAGCUAUCUAUGAUCCUCUGACCUGUGAAGCUAUUGCGUGCAAGGAAAAAAUCCUUCUAGCCAAGGCAAAGGGUUUUUCUCAAAUUAUCAUUGAAGGGGACUCUCUCCAAGUUACCCGAUCCUUGCAAGGUUGA